Molecule: messenger RNA, 9273 nt
Organism: Chelmon rostratus (copperband butterflyfish)
Lineage: Eukaryota; Metazoa; Chordata; Actinopteri; Chaetodontiformes; Chaetodontidae
Gene: lrp5
Product: low density lipoprotein receptor-related protein 5
Exons: 29
Coding region: 145-5091 (1648 amino acids)
Molecular function (GO): protein binding
Source: RefSeq, a predicted model, not a curated record
CAGCAGCGCACACACACACGCGUGCAGACACAGUACGAGCAGCACAGCGGAACACAGGCCCAGGUGUGUACAUGUACACACGGAAGAGUGGACGUCUUUACAACUUAAUUAAGGAGUAAAUAUCGGGAAAAUGGAGCGGGAGUUAUGGAUUUAAAGCGCAGAGGACUUGAAAUGGGCGGUCUGCUGCUGGUGCUUCUGCUGCGGAGUUGCCUGCUGUCGGCGGUUGACGGCUCACCUCUCCUCCUCUUUGCCAACCGGCGUGACGUGCGAUUGGUGGAUGCAGAGGGUGUGCGGGGUGAGUCGGCCAUCGUUGUCAGUGACCUGGAGGAUGCGGCAGCGGUGGACUUCCUGUAUGAUGAGGGCUUGAUAUUUUGGACAGAUGUCAGUGAGGAGGCCAUCAAACAGACGCACUGGAAUCAAUCAUCCAACUCUCUUAAAGAAGCACUGGGAACUGGUCAGACUGUGGUAGUAUCGGGGCUGGACAGUCCUGACGGGCUGGCCUGUGACUGGUUGGGUAGAAAGCUGUACUGGACAGAUUCGGAGACCAAUCGGAUUGAAGUGGCCAACCUGGACGGCACCUCCAGGAAGGUCCUGUUCUGGAUGGACUUGGAUCAGCCCAGGGCUAUCGCUCUCAACCCCGCUCAACGCUACAUGUACUGGACAGACUGGGGAGAGGAGCCCAGGAUAGAGCGUGCUGGGAUGGACGGCAGCAACAGGAAAGUUAUAGUGGAUGUGGACAUAUACUGGCCCAACGGUCUGACGAUAGACCUGGUGGAACAGAAGUUGUACUGGGCAGAUGCCAAACUCAGCUUCAUUCACAGAGCUAACCUGGACGGAUCAGCACGUGAAACAGUGGUGGAGGGCACCCUGACCCAUCCGUUUGCACUAACGCUGUCUGAGGAGACCUUAUACUGGACAGACUGGCAGACGCGCUCCAUCCACGCCUGUAACAAACACAGCGGGGACAAAGCCAGAGAGAUCCUCAGUGGAAUUUACUCUCCUAUGGACAUCCAGGUCCUGGAGCCCUAUCGACAGCCUUACAUCCAGACUCCCUGUAGUGAGAAUAAUGGAGGCUGUAGUCAUCUCUGCCUACUCUCUCCAGUCCAGCCUUUCUACAGCUGUGCCUGCCCCACUGGAGUCCAGCUAAAACUAGAUGGAAAGACAUGCAAGCCAGGCGCAGAGCAAGUACUGCUGCUGGCUCGACGGACAGACCUGAGGAGAAUCUCACUGGACCUGCCAGAUUUCACUGAUAUAGUGCUACAGGUUGACGACAUACGGCAUGCCAUAGCUAUAGACUAUGACCCGGUCGAGGGUUAUGUUUAUUGGACAGACGAUGAGGUUCGGGCUAUCCGACGAUCCCACAUUGAUGGAAGCAAUGCCAUGAUGCUGGUUACCACGGAGAUCAACCACCCAGAUGGCAUUGCUGUGGACUGGGUGGCCAGAAACCUGUACUGGACUGACACUGGCACUGAUCGCAUUGAGGUUACCAGACUCAAUGGAACCUCCCGGAAAAUUUUGAUUUCUGAGAACCUGGAUGAACCCAGAGCCAUCGUCCUGGACCCUGUUAAUGGCUACAUGUACUGGACCGACUGGGGUGAGCACCCCAAAAUCGAGCGGGCCAACCUUGAUGGAAUGGACCGGGUGGUUCUGCUCAACAGCUCUCUGGGCUGGCCCAAUGGACUGGCUAUAGACUACGCAGCAGGAAAACUGUACUGGGGAGACGCUAAAACUGACAAGAUAGAGGUGAUCAACGUGGAUGGCAGUAAUAGGCAGACUCUGCUGGAGGACAAGCUGCCUCAUAUCUUUGGUUUCACUCUGCUGGGUGAUUACAUCUACUGGACUGACUGGCAGAGACGCAGCAUUGAGAGGGUCCACAAAGCCACGGCAGUACGAGAGAUCAUCAUCGAUCAGCUCCCGGAUUUAAUGGGGCUGAAGGCCACUAAAGUGACAGAGACGUACGGUACAAAUGGCUGUGCGGUGAAUAACGGGGGAUGCAGCCAUCUGUGUUUCUGGUGCCGGCAGGCCGUCAGCUGUGCCUGUCCAAUGGGGAUGGAGCUCCUCUCAGACCUCCAGACCUGUGUGGUGCCGGAGGCCUUCCUGCUCUUCACCAACAGGGACAACAUCAGGAGUAUCUCUUUGGGUACCAACAGCAACGACGUGGCCAUUCCUCUGACAGGAGUCAAAGAGGCCUCGGCUCUCGACUUUGAUGUGUCUGAAAGGAGGAUAUACUGGACAGACAUACAGGCCAAGACAAUCAGCAGAGCAUAUAUGAAUGGCAGCUCUGUAGAACAUGUCAUAGAGUUCGGACUGGACUACCCAGAAGGCAUGGCAGUUGACUGGAUGGGUCGUAACAUCUACUGGGCUGAUACAGGCACUAACCGCAUCGAGGUGGCCCGGCUGGAUGGCCAGUACCGCCAGGUUCUGGUCUGUAAGGAUCUGGACAAUCCGCGUUCACUGGACAACCCACGGUCACUAGCACUGGAUCCAGCCAAUGGCUACAUGUACUGGACAGAGUGGGGUGGUCGACCUCGGAUAGCCAGAGCCUACAUGGAUGGCAGCACCAUCACGACCCUGGUGGAUAAAGUGGGCCGGGCCAAUGGACUGACCAUCGACUAUGUAGACCAUCGACUCUACUGGACUGACUUGGACACGUGCAUGAUUGAAAGCACCAACAUGCAAGGUCUUCAGAGGGAGAUCAUAGUAGACGACCUCCCUCAUCCCUUCGGUCUGACUCAGUACCGGGAUUUCAUCUACUGGACUGAUUUUAACCUGCGCAGUAUUGAACGGGCUGACAAACGCAGCGGACUCAACCGCACUGUAGUGCUGCAGGGCCAGCUGGAGCUGAUGCUGGACAUCUUGGUGUUCCACUCCUCUCGUCAGGAGGGUACCAACGAGUGCUCACAUAACAACGGCAACUGCGCCCACCUUUGCCUCGCCACACCUGCUGGUGCCCAGUGCCGCUGUGCCUCCCACUACACUUUGAACACUGAUGGACGAAACUGUAGCUCUCCCUCUAGUUUCCUGCUCUUCAGUCAGAAGGCCAGUAUCAGCAGGAUGGUUUUGGGAGAGCAGAGUCCUGACAUCAUCCUGCCCAUCCACGUCCUGAGGAACGUCCGAGCUGUCAGCUACGACCCGCUGGACCAGCUGGUCUACUGGCUGGAUGGACGACAGAACAUACGCAGGGCGAGAGAUGACGGAGCCCUGUCUUCCAUGAUAGUGAGCAGCAGUGUUCAGCCAGUGGACAACCAGCUUCAUGACCUGAGCCUGGACCCCUACAGCCGCCACAUUUACUGGACCUGUGAGACAACCAACACCAUCAACGUUCAGAGGAUGGACGGACACACCGUGGGCGUGGUCCUGAAGGAUGACACAGACAAGCCACGGGCCAUCGUGGUCAACGCUGAAAAGGGGUACAUGUAUUUCACCACAGUGCAGGAGCGCUCAGCUAAGAUCGAAGGAGCCAGUCUGGAUGGGACAGAGAGAGAGUCCCUGUUCACCACUGGUCUGAUCAGACCAGUAGCUCUGGCUCUGGACAAUAAACUAGGAAAACUGUUCUGGGUUGACGCAGACCUCAAACGCAUCGAGAGCAGUGACCUGACAGGAGCCAAUCGCAUCGUCCUCCAGGACUCCAACAUUCUCCAGCCAAUGGGGUUGACAGUUCUGGGAGAUCAUCUGUACUGGAUCGACCGGCAGCAGCAGAUGAUAGAGCGGGUGGACAAACUGACUGGAGAUGGACGCACACGCAUACAGGGACGGAUAUCAUACCUGACCUCCAUCCAUGCUGUGGAGGAGAUGGAUCCACAUGAGUUUGCAUCCCACCCUUGUUCCCGUGACAACGGGGGCUGUUCUCACAUCUGCAUUGCUAAGGGCGACGGCACACCUCGCUGCUCCUGUCCCAUGCACCUGGUGUUACUGCAGGACCUGCUGCACUGUGGAGAGCCUCCCACCUGCUCCACAGAGCAGUUCACCUGCUCCACAGGGGAGAUUGACUGUAUUCCUAUGGCCUGGCGUUGCGACGGCUUCCCUGAAUGUGACGACAGCAGCGAUGAGGAGAACUGCCCCGUUUGCUCAGCCUUCCAGUUCCAGUGUGAUAAAGGAGGCUGCAUUGAUGCUCAGAGACGCUGUAAUGGUGAACCCGAUUGUGCUGAUCACUCUGAUGAGCAGGACUGUGAAAUCAUCUGCCCUCCCAACCAGUUCCGCUGUGGUGACAACCAGUGUAUCACCAAGAAACAACAGUGUGACAACUACUCUGACUGUCCUGAUGGAUCGGACGAGCUCGCCUGCGAGUAUGUGUCUCCUCCCUCCAGUGGAAUCCCUAAUACUGGGCCGAACACCAUCGGCCCAGUCAUUGCCAUCAUCCUGCUCGUCUUCGUGAUCGGGGGAGCUUAUUUUGUCUGCCAGCGUGUGGUGUGUCGACGGUACAAGGGCCCCAGUGGGACUUUUCCUCAUGAGUACAUCAGUGGUACGCCACAUGUGCCCCUCAAUUUCAUCCCCUCCAGCAGCUCGCAGCAUGGCACCUUCCAAGGUAUUUCCUGUGGAAAGUCCAUCAUGAGCUCAGUCAGCCUGAUGGGCAGCAGCAGCAGUGGGGCUCCUCUCUAUGACAGGAACCAUGUGACUGGAGCCUCAUCCAGCAGCUCGUCAUCUACCAAGGGAGCCUUCUACCCUCAGAUCCUGAACCCUCCUCCGUCCCCAGCUACCGACCGCUCUCUCUACAACACAGAGGUCUUCUAUUCCUCCAACAGUCCAUCCACCACCAGAUCGUACAGACCCUACCACCCAGUCCGUGGUGCCGCCCCACCCACCACUCCCUGCAGCACUGACGUCUGCGACAGCGACUACACCCCCCACCACCCGCCGGCUGGGCUGGCAUCAUCAGCGGGCCGCUGGAAGGCCGCGGGCCACGGCAGCCACGGCAAACACAACAAGUACUACAUGGACCUUAACUCAGACUCGGACCCCUACCCUCCACCCCCCACCCCCCGCUCCCAGUACCUGUCAGCUGAGGAGAGCUGUCCCCCGUCCCCUUCCACCGAGCGCUCCUACUUCCACCUGUGCCCCCCUCCUCCCUCGCCCUGCACCGACUCCUCGUGACCCUCCAACAGCCCAGGAGCCCUGUGAGGAAGGAAGGGAUGAAGUCCACUUGCCACAAGAACUGGCCUCGUCUGGCCCACUUUACCAGGGAAAAAAACUCACGUGCCAACUUCCAGCCCUGACCGGCUCACACGUGCUGCUUCAUAUCAGCUGGUUAGGCUCAAGUGCAUUGCUCGAAGUCCCUACGUCCCACAUCGGUCAUUUCAUCAUUCCAGUCGUCCCGGAGCUCUCAGGGUGACCAUCAUCUGAUCAGCUGUGUGUCUGUCUUCCACGUGUCCUGCUCUGGGAUUCGCUCACUCGUGGCGGGUGAAGGCCUGAGGCGCUCCUUGCCUUGCUGCAGGGCACCAAAAGGAGAUGAUGAGUGAAAACAUCCACUCUUGAAUUUUCAUUCCAUCAAAAGAAGGAAACUUCCUUUGCUGGGCCACUUCUUGAUGACAACGUUUCAAGACUUCCGUUUGUCCAAAUAUAAGCCUAAAUCCUCACCUCAUGAUGCCCCUGCCCUCCCCUAAACCCUUCAGCAGGUGCAGUUAACUCACUAACUGUGAGAGUUGCCAGAAAGCGCUGGUGUUGUGAGAAAACUGAAGUGCCCCAGAUCAUUGAGAUUGAAGCCAAGGCAUGGACCGCCACUCGGCUGACCCCUCCAGCUUCACACCACUUGUCUUCUCCUUCCUCACAGCGUCCAGACCAGCGGCAGGACUGUAUAUAGUUUUAAAAUAAUAUGAACAAAAAUAAAUCAGAGAGGAAAUUAUUUUACUAUUUUAUUCAUGUUGGCUGAUCCACCGCUCCGCAGAAAACAAAGGACAGAUAGUUGAGUGGAUGUAUGAAUGAAUGAAUGACUGAACCGCUGUGUACACGAGCACGUGUGAAUGUUUGGCUUGAUGUAGGAAAUUAGAUACGUUUGCAGAUGUGACUGACUGACUGACUGAAUUUGUAGAAGUAUGAAUGAUUGAGUGGAUGGAUGCAAUAUAUGGAGUCAGAUCAGUCUCAGUGUUCAUGAAGGCACACAGAAGGAUUCAUUCUUUUCGGGUUUUACUUCUGUAUGUAAAUGACUCUCUCCACGUAAAUAGGUGUUGAUUAAUAAUGAAAAACAAAUCCACAUAUAAAAAAAAUAUUUUAUUUGUGAUUUCUGAUGCACACACAAAUAUUUCUCCUUUGAAUGAAUAUAGCAGAAAUCCACAAAUGUAUUUAAAAGUUUGUGCAGACUCUACCAUGCUAUUAGAUCACGUUAACGAACGAUACCUUCCAGUCUUCGCUCAUGUGAUUGGCCGAAACGAAAGGAGCCAUCUGAUUGGCUACAGAUAAUUCCUGGUUGAAAAAAGUGCAUUUGUGAAUGCAGCCACCUCAGGAGAGUCUCAAAAAACCACCACACAAAUGUAGUGAAGUUCACAAAUGAGAAGCAGUCUGAUAGAAAUGUAUCAAUAUCCAAAUAUGUUUUUGAUGAAAAUGCUUCUAAAUACAUAUGGUUUUCUAUUAUAUUUAUUUAAAACACAUUGCAUGUGCCUCAGAAAUCCAUUGGUGAACCUUAUUUUUUUUAAUAUGUGGAUUUUUUUCUGCUCAUAUAUACAACAAUAACUAUUUCUGAGUACACUGAAGAAUAUUCAUGUGGAGAGAGUCGUUUCUAUAGAAAUCCCAGAAUGCAUUUGUGAAUCCUCCUGUGUGCAUUCGUUAAUAUCGAGGCUGAUCUGACUCCAUAGCAAUAGGGCCAAGAUCAUAAGUGUGAAAUCUUUUUUUUACAUUGUGUUGAAAUGGUGUCCCUCACAUUUCAAACCGAACAAUGUAGUCGAACACGGGGCCUUUUGAAGUGGUGGAGCUUUCCCCAAUCAACAAAGACAAAUCUGCCAGCAAGUCCCCUUUUCUGUCCCAUGAAAUCACCACCUGACAACGACAUACCAAAUGAAUAUCGACAUGUAAAGCUAUUGUACAUAUGUGUAAUGAAGUCAAUGAUUGAGUUGUGAGAAGUGAAUGCUUUUCAUUGUGAAUCUGAACCUCUUCCACCACAUUUACUUUACCCUCAUCGUCCCGUUUACCAAAAGUAUGUUUGCUGCUAUUGUGUACAUACUAUAUCAGUUACUAUGACUUAUAAUUACACAGAACGCCCAAAAUUACCACUCUGAUAGUGACAAUAGAUCAUGAAGCUAUUUUACAGUGAAUAACAAAUUAUUCUUAUAGCGACCUUUGUUAUUUGUAUUUCUGUUUGUGUGUAGAUCAUUAUGUAUGUUUCUGUGUCAGUCGCCGUGUCUGGUUUGAAGGAGUCUUUUUUGGAAACGUUCAAAGAGUUCCCACUGACACACGUUAUUCAGAGCUGUUCAGCAGAAAUCAGGUCUCACAGUGCUUCUGAUGAAUCUUCCCCAAUCUCUCCCCGAGAACUCUCCUGUGUGUUUUUGUAGUCUUGACGUGACCUACCUUCACACCUCCACACGCCCAGCCGAUCACUGUGUGGAGUGGGCUUGAGAAUGUGUUUCAGUCAAGCACUUGGUUUGAAGAAUGCUGAGGCCUUGAGUUGUGCAGUUGCUCGCCUCCAGUAUAGUAAACUUUAAAACAUCCUGCAGAGACUUCAAGUCAAACAUGAUUCAGAUUUUUUUUUUUGCCCUGCCUUUGAUCUCACAUUUUGCAAACUAUCUGAACUACUACAGGACAGAUUUCUAUGAAAUCUUCUGUGGAUGGUCAUGGUCCCUUGAGGAUGAAUUCCAAAGACAGGCAACCCCAUGACUUUUGCUCUUCGGAUCGACAUAGCUCAUAAUUUAUUCCAAACAAGUGCUGCAUGUGUAACUAGGACUCUAUCGGUUCUGGAUGAGAACAAGGCAACUUCACCGCAUCAGAUUUUGCUUGGUCUGGAGGACACAAUACGAAGCACUACUGUGGCAGUUAGAAGUAAAGAAAGGCACUAGACUCAGUCAGCAGUAUAAUGAAGUUACUGUACUUUUUCUCAGUAACUCCAGGUGUUUUUGGUGUGAAUCUUCACAUUAUCAACUCUUGGGACAAAGUUUACUAGCUGUUCCCACGACCAUUACAGCUUUAAGGAAAUCAAAGUCAUCAGCAUGUUGUUUCCCAAAACUUGGAUUAUGGGGGGGUUAACUGAACACUGUAGCCUCUAGGGGGCGCUACCUAGGUUUUAAGUCUUGUUUUCUAGUAUGAGUGCAGGUGGAGAAUGUUUUCCUUGUUAUUUUCCUACCUCUGGGGUCUGUAUGCAUAAAAAACAACAAAAACAAACUCAGUAAUUCUCGUCAGGUACUGUCGUGGUCUAGCUUUGGGCUUUGGACCUAUAUGGAUAAUUGUUUGGACCUCUGGAUUAUAUUCAGCCUGCUAUGAGGAGACAAACUGUGUUUUCACGGUUUAUCCAGCACUUCCUCUCCUCCUCCUCCUCCUCCUCCUUCUUCUUCUUCUUGUUCUUGAUCUUUUUCUUCUUUUUAUUAUUAUUACUAUUAUAUUCUAAUAUUAUCAACAUAGCAACAAAAAGUAGAAAGACAUCUUAUGCACUUACAAGAAAAAAAGAGAUCUUAUUUUUUCCCAAGAGAUAUAUAUAAGUGUUUUUGAAGAAGAACGACGGUAUUUUGGCUUUUCACCUGGGUUGUGGAGUUGCAGCAAUAUAAAUCAUCCUAAGAUUUACUGAAACAAUUUUGGAUGAAAGAGAACACUUAAAGCUUCUUCUUUCUUGCCAGCAAAGCUUAAAGACAAAUAAGAGCUCAGACGGACAUUUUUGUUGUCCCCUGGUGUUUUCCAGCCUCCAAGAAGUAAGCAAAGGUGAACGUAGCCAUGAAUUAAUGAGUGUGUCUCUUCCAGAACAAUCACUGACGGUCACUGAGCCUAGAGAGCAUUGCAGUUUCCUGAUAGGAAAGUAUGCCAGCACUUUUGGAGGUGGGGAACUUCUGGAAUUUGCAUUCAUCUCGUUGCCGACACCUGAUGAAUCCAACUCCUGCCAGGUGACAUCACAGCUGAUGUCAGGUGACUGGCUGGAGGUGGAUUUCCAGAUAGCAGCUGAAGUAGGAUCUGUGUGAGUCAGUGGGAACUCUCUGAGCAGCACAACUCAUUUUGUGAAGGGCUGUAGGCCCUGCCUCAAACCACUGUGUCAGUACAACUCCUUAAAACCCUGUAUUUGUUGUCUCAGCUAAAAAUGCUUUGUGUAAUUUACACUCGUGACAUUUUUUGUAUCAAAAGCAUUUUUAUAUAAUAAAGGUUCUAUUU